Molecule: messenger RNA, 1546 nt
Organism: Tetranychus urticae (two-spotted spider mite)
Lineage: Eukaryota; Metazoa; Arthropoda; Arachnida; Trombidiformes; Tetranychidae
Product: gastric triacylglycerol lipase
Biological process (GO): lipid metabolic process
Molecular function (GO): hydrolase activity, acting on ester bonds
Source: RefSeq, a predicted model, not a curated record
UUCCUUAGACUCACUGAAAAUUGACUUCAUUUCAGUUUAUGUAAACUCAUUAAGUGGAUGCUUACUGGAACUUGCUUUUAAAACGUUUUAAAAAUGAACCUAUUACACCUUGUGGUUAGCUUAAUUGCCGCUCUUCAAAUUAAUCAUGGGAUAGUCCGAGCAGCCUUAAACGAGUCUGAUAGUAGUCGGAUGAUUUCCGACUUGAUAACCUCAAGAGGUUUCAUCCAUGAGCCGCAUUAUGUGACUACACAGGAUGGCUACAUUUUGGGCAUCCAUCGAAUGAUUAACCCGUUUAGUAAAAAGUAUAUUCCAGGUAAACCGAAACCGAUACUUCUUCAAUGUGGCCUUCUCUGUUCUGGAUCCGAGUUUCUUGAUAAUUCAGACAGCGGUUUCCUCAAUGAAUCAAUGAUUGCUUCUCGUCAUGAACUUCACUCCAUUGACUUUCAAUCAGAGGGAAGCAACUUGGGCUUCCUUUUGGCCAAUCUUGGUUUCGAUGUUUGGUUUUUCCAUCCAAGAGGCAAUGUUUACUCGCGAAAUCACACCACCCUGAACCCCGAUUCAGAUAAAAGCUAUUGGGAAUUUACUUGGGAUCAAAUGGCUACAAUUGAUCUUCCAGCAACUUUUGAACACAUCAUUGAGUACACUGGACAAACAUCUGUUGGUUAUAUCGGCUAUUCUCAGGGUGGAACUACGAUCUUUGGACUUUUGGCAGAGCAACCUGAAUAUUCGGCCAAAAUUGUACCCAUCAUUGCCAUUGCUCCAGCAGUUCGACUCGACAAUUAUGCUGGUCUUCCCUUCCAGUCCAUCAUUGAAACUCCCCUCGUAAUGAACUAUGUAAUGAACAGAGGCGGUGAAUGUUUUGGUUUUAUGGGUGACAAGCAAACAAAAAUAUGUGAAGAAAAUCCAAUCAUGAAGGUGGUCUGCAAUUUUAUUGCCUUCAACUUGUUGACCGUUAAUAAAGCUCAAGUUGAUCCUGACCGAGUUUCCGUUUUCAUAUCACAUAUUCCUUCUGGUACUUCUUGUUGGGACAUUUUACAUCUUGUCCAGUUGAUGAAGAAUAAAAAUUUUGCCAAAUUUGACUUUGGAAGGGCAAAGAAUCUAAUCAAAUAUAAUUCAACUUCACCACCACUUUAUGAUUUAAGUAAAGUUGUUUCAAACGAUCUUUACUUGGUCCACUCUAUUGGUGACCAUUCAGCUGAUCCAGCAGAUAUUACGCUUCUUAAAUCACUCCUUACAUCAGUUCCCAACAUCUAUGAUCACGUAAUUGAGGACAAAACCUUUGACCAUUUGGACUAUUUCAUGUCUAAACAUACUGGAACUUUAGUCAAUGGUCCAAUCGCCCAAAUGCUGGACAAGUACAAUCCUUGAUUCAUUUUGUCUGUUUCAAUGAAAGCACAGAGUUUCCGAACUUUUGAUCGCCAACUUGCCCAUUUCAUGGUUUUAAUUUGGAUCUAACAGUAAAUUUUUUUUCUUUGCAUCGUUAUUUUUUUACUGACUGUAGCCUAAUUUAUUAUCUCCAUUAAACGUAAAAAAGUGACAAAGCAAA